Messenger RNA from Aspergillus novofumigatus IBT 16806, 1647 nucleotides. Its product is annotated as fungal specific transcription factor domain-containing protein. The record is from RefSeq and is a predicted model, not a curated record. Gene Ontology annotation, biological process: regulation of DNA-templated transcription. Gene Ontology annotation, molecular function: DNA-binding transcription factor activity, RNA polymerase II-specific; transcription cis-regulatory region binding. Lineage: Eukaryota; Fungi; Ascomycota; Eurotiomycetes; Eurotiales; Aspergillaceae. The transcript has 5 exons. Gene Ontology annotation, cellular component: nucleus. Bases 1 to 1647 code for a protein of 548 amino acids.
AUGGCUCCUCAGUCAGCAAUGCAUUCCAUGUCGGUCAAUCUAGGAGCUCCAAAUGAGCAGAUAUUCAUCGGCGAGUCGGAGAAUGAUGAUCCAACGAAAGACGUGAUUACAAGAGGCAUUAUCACCGAGGAGCAAGCUCGCGGCAUCUAUGAGAGAUUCAUGAAUGGAAGCAAGAAUUUCCUGCCUCUCUUCGACCCUGUGAGGGACACCUAUGACUCCAUCCGAUCUCGGUCAUUGUUCUGCUUCACUGUCAUUAUCUACCUCGCUAGUCGAGCUGUUCCUGAGCUUCGCAGCAACAACCAUUUGCAGCGGGUCCUACAAGAUGAAGCACAAAAGCUAGCCGAAGACAGCUUCUUUGAACGACCAACCAAGCUCGAGACUGUCCAAGGAAUGAUCCUUCUGGCGGCAUAUUCAGAGAAAUCUUGGUUCUCCACGGCUCUCAUUCUCCGGACAGCAUUGGAUUCGGGGCUUGAGAAAUCUCUGGAUACUCUUUUGGCGCAGACAAACACGCCCCGGAGUUACCUAUCUGCCACAAUGGAAGAUCGGAUCCUGGUGUGGCAAACACGAACGUGGCUAAUCACGUACACUACUGAGCUUGAUAUAGCUGCGGGGACGGGCAGAAAAUCGCGAGUCAAUGAGCUUGAUGUAGCUAAGCUCCGCAAGUAUCUCGACUAUCCUCUCUCACUGCCCAGCGAUAUGCGUACAGUCAGUGUCAUCGAAAUCCAUCAACUACGAGCUCGAGCACGACGAACUAUAGACAGUACCACCGCGGGGCAGUUGCUGUCCACCGAAUUGCCCGCAAUCAUGGCCCGAUUAGAGGAGUGGUGGAAAACUUGGGACGGAAUACAUGAUCAAAAUGGCUUCCACGCUGGAGCGUUUCAGCGGUCUAGCUUGAAAUAUAUGCUCAAUUAUGCUCGGGUCUAUGUCCUCUGUGCCACCAUCGCUCGCAUCCAGAAACGGCCGUCGUCGGAAGUUCUCCCAGAUCCGGAGUCGGACGCUGUGCUAGGGCUCUGGAAGUCACUGGUCGAGAUCAUUAUGGGCCAAAUGGCAUUGUUGGUCAAUGAGACUGCUUACCGGUGCCAGCUCACCUGGGCUCCGACGUAUCCGGCGCUCACUAUAGCCUUUAUCACAACAUUCGCUGUUCGAGUGGCACGGUGGCAUCCGGCUUUGAUCGAUCAAAGCUUGGUCUUGCAAAGGGCGCAGCAAAUCAGCGAGAUUCUCAAGCUGCCGCCUUAUCCGGAUAUCCAUCGCACCGUGUCCAUAUUCUCCAACUAUGCAAGUGCGCUUUUUGCAGAAAGAAGUUCCACGACUAAUCAAGGCACUGCAACGUCAAAUACUGCAGGAUCCUCGAUGCAACCAAGGCAGGGUGCAGACAAUCCGAGGUCCGACUCUGGCCUGUUUGAUAUGUCGCAUGACCAGGCGCAGGAGCAGUCGCUGCAGAGAGAUGCACAGACUCACGGAGACUCAUUGUCAGAUGAGGGACGAACCGGGGAAGCUCGACCGGAUCCUGCACUACCACGCCUUCUGGGGGAGAUGAAUAUACCCAACUGGACUCUGUCAACGUCUAUAGCCGACUCGUUCGAUCUGUUCGAGGAAGGGCAGUCGGAUGUGUUUGACUUUUUGCCUUCGAUGCCUUCCAUAUCCUAG